Molecule: messenger RNA, 1074 nt
Organism: Candidula unifasciata
Lineage: Eukaryota; Metazoa; Mollusca; Gastropoda; Stylommatophora; Geomitridae
Source: the annotation of a GenBank genome assembly
AUGAAACUCAGGAUGAACACGCUCAACUUAUUUCAAGUUCUAGUUACAGGAUUAACAGUAUAUGCAUCCCCCCUUUCAACGCCGAUAUCUUCUUUCGCAACAUCACCAGAAGCAUCUACAUCGCUUACUACAGAACUAACCAACUCUCAGUGCCAACCAGUAGAGGAAGCUGCCUGCUCUAGAAUGUACACCUCAACACAAAUGCCAAAUCUGUACGGAGAUGCUCUAAGCAGGAAUGCAGGAGCAAAAAUUCACGAGAUCCUCACACAAGCUGAUAAAGACAGUGUUCUUGUGGGAUUCUUCUGCACGUUGUACCUCCCGCCAUGUGCCGAUAGAACGUCGCAGGAUAAUGAACAAGUUGAUCAGCAGAUGGUGCCUUUGCCAUGCCGUCCACUCUGCGAGCUGGCUGCCCAGAAAAGGAAAGAAUACACGAUUCUGGAUGAACUCCCAUGGCCAGUCAGAUGCAGUUCUUUACCUACCGAAAACUGCUUUAAUUUGCCAGGGUCCAGUAACGUGACAUUUGUGAAAACAUCCAUAAACAUUAAGACUCUGCCAAAUGAGGUUGCCCGUUUUGCCUCCCUGGAUGUUGAGCUCGGCAAUGAUGCUAACUACGAUGUGGAGGUCUUGUCGCCUUCUGCGGGUUCCAUUCCAGAACGGCGCUAUGAUAUAACUGACCUCGGCGACCCGACCUUGUUCCAAGGUUGGGCGGACGUUCAGGGAACAGGGGCUGCUAACGAUUACUGCAGAGUAAUCGGCCGAGGCAAAAGACGAUUUAUGUCUUGUAACCUCUCAGGGUCGACAGGUCAAGGCCACCACUACGUCUCCAAGCUUGGCUUUGAGGUCGGGUACUCAAACACCUGGUUCAUGAGGGACAUGGACGGCGAUGGGAGAGAUGACUACUGCAGAUGUGUAGGUACUCCAAACAACUCCAAGAUGAUCUGCAUGAAGGCCGGAGAGCAUGGCUUCUACGGCAGCACUAUUCAGGGCGGAAAUCAACACACAUUUGCACUUCCUGGGUCAGAAGACUGCUCUGGCAGACGAUAUAAUCCACUGUUUGGAGAGAGUUAUUCGUAA